AAGAGAAGGGAGAGAAGGUAGAGGAAGAAGAAGAAGAAGAAGAGGAGGAGGAGACAGCCAACACGUAUCCCAGGUGUGUCCAUCAUCAGGGCCUGAAACUGAGUGUGAAGGGGCUGAGAGGGAGACAGACAGGAGAGGAGAAGUACGGUCGGCUCAGAGAGAUCCUAGGAGACCAGUAUGUCAGGGAGGUUACCUGCGCCCCUGAAGGAGAUAGAGUGGUCCUCCACCUCUAUCACCCUAGUGUACCUAUGUGUUCCCUGUUGAAUCACCACUUCAGUCACCUGGCCACUAAAUUCCCUGAGUGCAAGUUCCUGAUGAUCCUCGCUGGGCAGUGUGUCCCCAACUACCCUGUCAGCCACCUCCCCACCCUGUUCAUCUACGACUCAGGAUGUAUCAUCAACUCACUGAUAGGAGAGAAGGCCUGUGGAGGGAGGAACGUAUUGGAAGAUGAGCUGAAGUGGAUGCUGGCCCAGUCGGGAGCGUUUGUGAUUGACAGCUACGAGGCCUUAUACCAGGAGGGCACGCCCAUCACGACGCCGCGUUCGGAACAGGAACAGGAAGACUACAGCGAUGACCAGUCUGAUCACUAUGACAACCACGGCGCCGAGGUGUAGUCAUGGUUACAGGGACAAAGAGACAGCAGUGUAGACUGUGAACUCUAUGACAUCAUGAAACAUUGGUGUAAACUCUGAUAUAAUAUCCCAUUCAUAAAUGUUGGCUACUGUUGACUCAUUACUCAUUAAAUCUGAUCCAGAUCAGAGGUGAUCACAGGUGUAGGUAGCUACUCAUAUUGACUCAUUACAUGAUGUGAUCCAGAUCAGAUUUAAUACAGGUGUAGGUAGACACUCAUAUUAACUUGUUACAUGAUAUGAUCCAGAUCAGAUUUAAUACUGGUGUAGGUAGACACUCAUAUUGACUCAUUACAUGAUGUGAUCCAGAUCAGAUUUAAUACUGGUGUAGGUAGCCACUCAUAUUUACUCAUUACAUGAUAUGAUCCAGAUCAGAUUUAAUACAGGUGUAGGUAGCUACUCAUUACAUGAUGUGAUCCAGAUCAGAUUUAAUACAGGUGUAGGUAGCUACUCAUUACAUGAUGUGAUCCAGAUCAGAUUUAUUACAGGUGUAGGUAGCCACUCAUAUUAACUUGUUACAUGAUGUGAUCCAGAUCAGAUUUAAUACAGGUGUAGGUAGCCACUCAUAUUAACUUGUUACAUGAUAUGAUCCAGAUCAGAUUUAAUACAGGUGUAGGUAGCUACUCAUUACAUGAUGUGAUCCAGAUCAGAUUUAAUACUGGGUUAAAUGCGGAAGACACAUUUCAGUUGAAUACAUUCAGUUGGACAACAGACUAGGUAUCCCCCCCUUUCCCUUUCCUAACUCAUAUUGAGCUCAUUUGUUGUUUUAUAAUAAGCUGUAAUAAAGUAUGUUAUAUCUUAGUUU
Oncorhynchus kisutch (coho salmon) is the source of this 1434-nucleotide messenger RNA. Its product is annotated as phosducin-like protein 3. Gene Ontology annotation, biological process: protein folding. The transcript is spliced from 3 exons. The coding region runs from base 249 to 614 and encodes 121 amino acids. The record is from RefSeq and is a predicted model, not a curated record. Lineage: Eukaryota; Metazoa; Chordata; Actinopteri; Salmoniformes; Salmonidae. Gene Ontology annotation, cellular component: cytoplasm.